Verticillium dahliae VdLs.17 is the source of this 2037-nucleotide messenger RNA. Its product is annotated as 6-phosphofructo-2-kinase. The transcript has 2 exons. Gene Ontology annotation, molecular function: 6-phosphofructo-2-kinase activity; ATP binding. Gene Ontology annotation, biological process: fructose 2,6-bisphosphate metabolic process; fructose metabolic process. NCBI's taxonomy places the organism in Eukaryota, Fungi, Ascomycota, Sordariomycetes, Glomerellales, Plectosphaerellaceae. Gene Ontology annotation, cellular component: cytosol. Bases 1 to 2037 code for a protein of 678 amino acids. The record is from RefSeq and is a predicted model, not a curated record.
AUGGGUGGCAGCCGCGCAUCGCUGUCUCCGUCGCAAACGCCUCUUUCCUCGUCUCCCGAUCUUAAUGGCAACGGCCUCAAGGCCCCGAGCUACGACUUGGACUACUCGAGCCUCAAAAAUGACGUCCAGCCGCCGCCGUCCUCACACCCCCAGGAUGGCCUCCUCCCGCCACCUGCCGUGCCGGUCAUGCAACAUGCGCUGCGCUCCAUGAAUGACAUCAGCGCCACCUACCCACUGCGCGACCGCGUCCCCUUCGCCGCCUCCGACACACCUCCGAACCUGCGCAGCGUUGUGUCGACCGCGCCCAACUCCCCACGAGUUGUCCCAAAGAGACAGAAUUCCGCGAGCGCCACUCCGCGCGUCCGCGGCCAUGCGACGACACUCAACGUUCCUGGCAUGACCAGGUCCCGUGCCUCUCCCGACGGCAGAAUUCCCGACCGUGAUGUCGCCGCCAAGAUGGUCAUCAUCAUGGUCGGCCUGCCCGCCCGUGGCAAAUCCUACAUCACCAAGAAGCUGCAGCGCUACCUCUCUUGGAUGCAACACAACUCGCGCAUCUUCAAUGUCGGCAACCGUCGUCGUGUCGCUGCCGGAGCGCCAGGCACUUAUCAUCACAAUGGCGUCAAGUCUGUUUACUCUCCGCCAAGCAACGCAACCCUCGACCCUCCUUCGGCCGCUGCCGAGAUUCUCCUUAACGGCAACCCCGCGCCCAGUGCGCAGCCGUCUUCUGAGCCUGUCGAGUUCGACCUCAACGGCGAAGAUCCCCACGACCCAAACGUCGACCAGUCGGCCAACUUUUUCGACCCCAACAACGAAACAGCGAGCAAGAUUCGCGAACAGGUGGCCCUCGACACGCUUGACGAGCUUCUCGACUAUCUUCUUCACGGCAAGGGUUCUGUUGGCAUUCUUGAUGCCACAAAUAGCACCAUUCACAGGCGUCAGCUCCUUGUCGACCGCAUCAAGGCCAGAGACGACCGACUCGGCAUACUCUUCAUCGAGAGUAUCUGCCACGAUAAGGACCUCCUCGAGGCCAACAUGCGUCUCAAGCUGUCUGGCCCAGACUACAAGGACAAGGACCCCAUCAAGUCUCUGGAAGAUUUCAAGAAGAGGGUCGAGGCUUACGCGAGCGCCUAUGAGCCCAUUGGCCAAUAUGAAGAGGAUCAUGACAUGCAGUACAUCCAGAUGAUUGAUGUCGGACGCAAGGUCAUUCAGCACAGGCUCCGUGGCUUCCUCAGCGGUGGCAUAAGCUCCUAUCUCACAACCUUCAACCUCGCGGCCAGGCAGAUCUGGCUCACGCGGCACGGCCAGAGUGUCGACAACAGCCUCGGUAGACUCGGGGGUGACUCCGAGCUCACGCCCCAGGGCCAGCAGUAUGCACUUGACUUGCAUGACUUCAUCACCAUGAAGCGCAAGGCUUGGUUGAUUGACCAGACGGACAAGAUUGCGCAGUCAUCCUUCCCGCCUCUCCCUGGUGAUCAUACACCUCCAUACCCCGAGGUGAACCAGGAAUUGGACGACAAGAACUUUUGUGUCUGGACCUCCAUGCUGAAGCGUAGUGUGCAGACGGCCGAUUAUUUUGAGGCUGACGAGGAGUACGAUGUCAAGAACUGGGAGAUGCUCAACGAGUUGAAUGCGGGUCUCUUCGAGGGCAUGACCUACGAGCAGAUUGCUCGCGACUACCCCGGCGAGUACGAGAAGCGGUCAAAGGACAAGCUGCAUUACGUCUACCCCGGCGUCGGCGGCGAGGGCUAUCUGCAGAUCAUCGCCCGCUUGCGCGACAUGGUGCGUGAGAUUGAGCGUAUCACGGACCACAUUCUCAUUGUGGGACACCGUUCCGUCUGCCGUGUCCUCAUGGCGUACUUCAUGGAGUUGCAGCGUGAGGAUAUUGCGGACCUCGAUGUGCCCCUCGGCAUGCUGUACGCGAUUGAGCCCAAGCCGUACGGCAUUGACUUCCACGCCUACCGCUACAACCCGGAGAGGAGGUCAUUUGACGAGCUGCCCAACUACAAGCCUCGCAAGACGCUUGAUCGCAGUGCCUAA